Messenger RNA from Ceutorhynchus assimilis (cabbage seed weevil), 1938 nucleotides. The record is from the annotation of a GenBank genome assembly. NCBI's taxonomy places the organism in Eukaryota, Metazoa, Arthropoda, Insecta, Coleoptera, Curculionidae.
AUGGUUGAAACUAAAGAGAAAAAUAAUAAUAAAGUCAUUAAAAUGUCAGCAAUGUCUACUAGUCAAAACGUAUUGAUAAGAUUGUCUAUAGUAUUAGGGAUGGCCGCCGCAGUAUUAACGGUGAUUUAUUUAACACCCAUGCCAGAUCAAAAUUUCAAGAGCUGUGAUAGACCUUGCCAUGAACUAGACUGGCCUAUGAUUUGUAGGGUUAAGCUAAAUAUUGAAAUGUACCAUACAGAUAAUCAUAUCUGUAAAGACUGUCGAAAAAAUUCGACCAAUCCACUGUCAACAUGCAACAAUAUUUUUUGUCAAAUGACAGAAGAAAGUAAUCCAAGAACAAUUAUAACUGCAAAUAGACAGAUUCCAGGUCCUGCUAUCCAAGUAUGUCAAAACGAUAUAUUAAUUGUUGACGUCAUCAAUAGGAUUCCUGGGAAAAGUGUAACACUGCAUUGGAGGGGACAACCUAAUAACGAAGCGCCUUUUAUGGAUGGCGUACCAAUGGUUUCACAAUGCCCAAUCUCUAGUUUCACUACGUUCCAAUACAAACUUAGAGCUUCCAAAGCCGGUACACAUUUUUACCAUGCCUUUCUGGACGCUGAUAGAUCAAAUGGAUUAUUUGGAGCCCUUAUUGUGAGACAAUCAGAACGAACUGAGCCACAUAGGAAUCUAUACGAUGUGGAUUCAAAAAAUCAUUUUGUUUUGAUAUCCGAAUGGUCUGGCGACUUUAGUCAUCCAACUCCAAUAGAUAGAGAUCUUUCCAAGACUCUUUUAAUAAAUGGAAAAGCUCCAAGUGAACAGGGGUCAAGUUUAACGAUGUUUAAUGUUCAGUCUGGAAGAAGGCACAGAUUUAGAGUAGCCUACACUAGCGGUUUAUCCGGUUGUCCUGUUAUCUUAACAGUGGACAAUCAUUUGUUGAAGAUAAUCGAGCUUGACGGUAAUCCCACUAACCCGCACGAGGUUAGUUCCAUUCGGAUAUCUAAAGGCGAAAGGGUAGAUUUUAUUUUGAAAGCAAACCAAGAAAAAGGAGCGUACUAUUUAAAUGUCAGAUCUAGUUGCGAACACACCAAUUUACACGGAUUAGCCGUGAUCAGUUACGAAGGUCCGCAAAAGGGGAAGGUAAAGAGAGAGCAUAAAAACGAAAAUGAUAGGGAUAAAAAGGAUAACAGAUUGGCGAGGCGUUUUGAUACAUCCCUUUGCCAGGCUGAAAUUGGCAAAGUUUGUCUCGGAGAUGUUAAAUCUUUCGACAAAAUGCCCGACGAAUUGCGGAAAGAGGAAGUUGAUAGAAAAAUCGUCUUAGAGAUUGAUUAUAAGUAUGGAGAAAGAGAGACAGAUUACGGGUCCCCAGGUGGUUUCACGGAUCUUCGGAAUAAAAUCUACAGAAUAAAUAAUUUUACAUUCAGUUAUCCAUCCUCGCCAUUACUCACCCAGCCGAUGGAUAUCCCUUCAGCUUCAAUUUGCAACGAAUUAAACGUACCGGACAAAUGCCGGGACAAGAAUAUUAUUUGCGAAUGCGUCCACUUGGAAACCAUUCCCUUGGGAGAAACCGUUGAAAUUAUCCUCAUAGAAAAAGGAGGCGACGAUGAACAUGUUCUUCAUUUUCACGGAAAUCAUUUUUACGUUGUGGCUUCUCGUCAAUUUGAGCGGCCAAUGAGUAGAAAGGAGGUCAAGGAGCUAGACAACAUGGGUGAAUUAGUCAAGAGGAAUUUGAGAAAUCCUGUUUUGAAAGACACCAUUCGGGUUCCGAAGUUUGGCGUAGUUGUGUUAAGGUUCCUUGCCAAUAAUCCAGGAAUUUGGAUGCUGAGAGACGAAAAUUCUCAGGGAUGGACUAAAGGAUUAGAUAUUGCGAUAGAAGUAGGCGAGAGACAUGAAAUGGUAGCCACGCCGUCCAAUUUUCCAACGUGUGGCGAUUAUGUUGGACCAGAUUUCUUUUUGCUGUAG